Molecule: messenger RNA, 1145 nt
Organism: Rhodofomes roseus
Lineage: Eukaryota; Fungi; Basidiomycota; Agaricomycetes; Polyporales; Fomitopsidaceae
Product: 60S ribosomal protein L7
Exons: 7
Coding region: 96-848 (250 amino acids)
Biological process (GO): maturation of LSU-rRNA from tricistronic rRNA transcript (SSU-rRNA, 5.8S rRNA, LSU-rRNA)
Cellular component (GO): cytosolic large ribosomal subunit
Molecular function (GO): structural constituent of ribosome; RNA binding
Source: RefSeq, a predicted model, not a curated record
ACAGAUUGAGGUACUGUAUAGUAGCUUCCAGCCACAGCGCUCCAGCCGGACACCGUACUACCGCCCAGCACUACGUCGGUCCUCAAGAUCUCCUAAUGGCCCCCUCCACUACCGUCCCAAGUGUCGCGGACAUUGAAGUCCCCGAGACUCUCCUCAAAAAGCGCAAGCAGAACGAAAAGGCCCGGGAGGAGAAGCUUGUGGCAGCGGCUGCUGCACGGAAGGCGGCCAAGGCUAAGCGCAAGGUCAUCUUCAAGCGCGCUGAGGCCUAUGUGAAGGAGUACCUUGGUCAGGAGAAGGAGGAGAUUCGCUUGAAGCGGGCAGCCCGCGCUGCGGGCGACUUCUACGUGCCUGCACAGGCGAAGGUUUACUUCGUUAUCCGUAUCCGGGGAAUCAACGAAAUUGCACCAAAGCCCCGCAAAAUCUUGCAGCUCCUUCGUCUGCUCCAGAUCAAUAAUGGUGUCUUCGUCAAGGUCACCAGGGCGACUGAGCAGAUGCUUCGUCUCGUCGAACCUUACAUCGCAUACGGCGAGCCGAACUUGAAGUCCGUUCGUGAGCUGAUAUACAAGCGCGGCUAUGGCAAGGUCGAUAAGCAGCGCAUUCCUCUCACGAACAACGGCGUCAUUGAGGCCGCGCUCGGCAAGUACGACAUCCUUUCUGUUGAGGAUCUCGUACACGAGAUAUCCACCGCCGGCCCCAACUUCAAACAGGCGUCAAACUUCCUUUGGCCCUUUAAGCUUUCCAACCCGACUGGUGGCUGGAGGACGCGUAAAUUCAAGCACUAUGUGCAGGGCGGAGACUUCGGCAACCGGGAGGAAAACAUCAACAAGCUUGUCCGGCAGAUGAACUAGACGUAGGGUUCGGCGUUGCCGGCUCCGGAUGGAGUUACAUCUCGCAUGCAUACAUCUUCGAUUCGUAGACCAUGCUCUUCCUGUUGUAUGCAGUACUAUGACAUUCAUGAGCGCGAAACUACGAAUGUUUUGUCUCUAAUCACUACGCUAGGGACGAUAGCAGGGUGCGCACAGAACCGUUGGCUCUAAGCCAGGAAGCAUCACGCAAGCUGUACCAUUUAGUACUCAUAGUGAGAGUCCCGUUCACUAUGUCGACCCGAGGGUCAUGCUUGUGCGCCGUGUCAACUUGAAUACUAG